AGUUGGGUUUCCAUAAUUUCCUUUAUCAGCGUAUCAGUGUUUGAGAAAGAAGUGUUUCAGUCGUUUCAAUGAAUUAGAUCCUGCAGGGUAUCUACAUUACCUUUCCCUUGCAGACAAUUUCUCAUGAAAAAUAUAUCAAAUUAGUCGCUGACUACAUGGACUUAAAAGGUAUAUUUAUUGUUUUUGUUUCGAAGGAGAAAUUCAAACAUUAAGGUUUGCUUUCACUCGUUUUCCUUUCAGAUGCUUAGUGGAGAAGAUUUAGAAUCGCAUCUGGUUUAGGCUUAUAACAGACUGUGGUUCGAGACCAUGGAUGAAAACGCGUGGCUUUGUCAUUCUUUGUAACAAUCAACGAAAGGAAAAAAAAAAACAAUCGAAUGUGGAACUUUUGCUUAAAAGAAUAAAUAUAUAUAUUUCCCGUGGGAUGCUCGUGGCUGAAAUAACAGAAGAUUUUCUUGGGGUUGUGGAAGAAGCUCCGGAAUAUGGGCGCUAAUCACUCCCACAAAACUCCAGUGUUUGACGAAAACGAAGAUGUUAACUUUGACCACUUUCAAAUCCUCAGAGCCAUUGGAAAGGGGAGUUUUGGAAAGGUCUGCAUUGUGCAGAAGAGAGACACCAAGAAAAUGUAUGCAAUGAAGUACAUGAAUAAACAGAAGUGCAUAGAGAGAGACGAAGUCCGCAAUGUCUUCAGAGAGCUGCAGAUUAUGCAAGGCCUGGAGCAUCCAUUUCUUGUCAAUCUCUGGUACUCUUUCCAGGACGAAGAAGACAUGUUCAUGGUAGUAGACCUUCUUCUUGGAGGGGAUUUACGCUACCAUUUACAACAGAAUGUACAUUUUAAAGAAGAAACUGUGAAACUCUACAUCUGUGAAUUAGCACUAGCCCUGUAUUACUUGCAAUGCUGCCACAUCAUCCAUCGAGAUAUAAAACCAGAUAACAUCCUUCUCGAUGAGCAUGGACAUGUUCACAUUACAGACUUCAAUAUUGCCACUGUUCUAAAAGAUACAGAAAAGGCUACUUCAAUGGCUGGAACAAAACCCUACAUGGGCGCAGUGAAAAGUGCGGAGAGAAAGCCUUCAGUGGUCUCGAAGAGGGAGACGAGUGCUGAGGGCAAGCCACAUACACGGGCUCAGCCAAGAGGCAGAGAAAGGAGGGAGCAGAUUGCGGUUCUGAGCCUCAAGCGGGCCACGAGCACCUGCUCCCAGUCCAGAGGCCAAGGAGGCAGAGAUAUGUAA
Messenger RNA from Lepisosteus oculatus (spotted gar), 1229 nucleotides. Lineage: Eukaryota; Metazoa; Chordata; Actinopteri; Semionotiformes; Lepisosteidae. The record is from RefSeq and is a predicted model, not a curated record.